AGAAGCUGCAGAGAUUAUGGCUGAAUAAAUCUUUUUUUUGGGUUAGAUAUCUCCACCUAGUGGUUAAAAACAUUCACUGCACGUUAAAUUUAACCGAGAUUUCUAUAUGAGAAUUUAGCAACAAACACAUUGAUAUUCAUAUAGUAUUGAAAUAGCUUGCAUAUAUCUUCCUAUAUGCCUAAUUAUCCUAAGCAGUGCCUCCAAACUAUAGAACAAAUACAGUGUGAUUCAUAUACUGCACGUAAAGUUAAAUCCAGACCAUCAAUGCUAUUGAGAAUUUAAUUAGAAAUAUAAAAUACCAAUAUAUUCUCCUUAUGAACAGUGUCAGUUGCUAACCUCAUAGUCCUGGUUAGAAAUAUUUCUUAGCAACUCUGCUAGAAAAAUACUACAAAUAUUUAACACUAACCUCUGGACUUGGCAAAACAAACACGGAUAACAUAUUCUCUAUGGCUGAAAAGACUAUGAAAUGUCCUUGCAACGGUUAAAAAUUAGCAUUGUUAACACCACGGACAUUUUCUGUGAAGAUGAGAAGGCUCUUACUUGGACGGACACUGUGGAGUUCAGCAAAAGCUUCUAUCUUUGUCCAGAGGACGACACUACAAAGAUCUAUGUGUCACGUAGAACAUAAAAAGAUCAUGGAAGAGGGGAAACCAUGGGCUCUGAUCUCGGAGGUGGGGAAGAAUGGUUAUCUCCAAGAACUGGCAGAUAUAUUGAAAAAGCACUUUCAAAUUGUCAGCCUCAAAGACUUUCAGCAGAAUUCUCAGGUGUACAGCCACAAGAUCCAGGUCUUAUUCCUUUGGAACGCCUAUCCUCAGGUGACACUGCCCCUGCUCAGCUCCCUGCCGUUGCUGAAGGUGGUUUCAAAUGGCGGAGUGGGCAUCGACCACUUAGAUGUGCCCUACAUCUCCAGUCUGGGGGUGAAAGUGACCAACACGCCUAAUGUGGUGAACGAGGCCACUGCGGACAUGGCCAUGGCUCUGCUGCUAGCAUCUGCACGGAGGGUUGUUGAAGCUCACCAGAUAGCUAUUCACCCCAAGACUACAGAUACACCGCAAUGGAUGAUGGGAGAUGAAGUCACAGGUGCCACCUUGGGGAUCAUUGGUAUGGGACGUAUUGGGUACAAGAUUGCCCAGAGAAGCAGAGGAUUUGACAUGAAGGUCUUAUAUCACAACAGGAAAAGGAGAAGCGUGGAAGAUGAGAACGCUGUUGGAGCGAGUUACUGUCAGACCAUGGAUGAUCUUCUGAAAGAGUCAGACUUUGUGGUCCUGGCGGUUGACCUCACACCUGAAACCACUAGGCUGAUCAGCCACAAAGAGCUGAACCUCAUGAAACCCACAGCAACACUGGUCAACAUCAGCAGAGGUCUGGUUGUAGAUCAGGACGCCUUGGUCAAAGCUCUGCAGAGUGGGAUAAUUCGAGGAGCUGCGACAGAUGUGACAUAUCCAGAACCUUUACCAAGAGAUCACCCCCUCCUCAACUUUCCUAAUAUGCUGAUUACACCUCAUAUUGGUACCAACACCUACUCCACCAGCAGACGUAUGGUACAGAUGAUGGUAGACAAUGCCCUGGCUGUAAUCAGGGGAGAGCCUCUACUCAAUGAAGUCAAACCAAAGUGACUCUGUACUACUGUGUCUGAAAGUGCCUAAAUGUUUCCUUGACUCUAAUAAAGAUUAAGGUUAUUUUGUUAAUAUAGGGAAUAAACUUGUCCUGUAAGGGGUCCUGUCCAAUGAUGGUUUAUAUUAGAUAUAAUUGUUGUGAGGAUACCUAAUUUACUGAUUAUGUAAUAGUCUAUUUCUAAUAAUUUUACCUAGGAAAUUUGAGUCGCACGUCUUCCUCAUAUACAAUAUAAUCGUUGUGGCGCAGCGGAGUAACCGCUGACAUCCCUGAUUAAAAUAAAAAA
Cynoglossus semilaevis (tongue sole) is the source of this 1900-nucleotide messenger RNA. Its product is annotated as probable 2-ketogluconate reductase. Bases 525 to 1616 code for a protein of 363 amino acids. The transcript has 6 exons. Gene Ontology annotation, cellular component: cytosol. Gene Ontology annotation, molecular function: NAD binding; glyoxylate reductase (NADPH) activity; hydroxypyruvate reductase [NAD(P)H] activity. NCBI's taxonomy places the organism in Eukaryota, Metazoa, Chordata, Actinopteri, Pleuronectiformes, Cynoglossidae. The record is from RefSeq and is a predicted model, not a curated record.